This is a messenger RNA of Colletotrichum gloeosporioides, 1989 nucleotides long. RefSeq lists its product as uncharacterized. Bases 1 to 1989 code for a protein of 662 amino acids. The transcript has 4 exons. The record is from RefSeq and is a predicted model, not a curated record. NCBI's taxonomy places the organism in Eukaryota, Fungi, Ascomycota, Sordariomycetes, Glomerellales, Glomerellaceae.
AUGUGGCUGCUCAAAGUCGCUACGAUAGCGGCGGCGGUUGCAGCAGGGCUGCAAAUUGAGCCUCUUCAACUGGCAGAAGUGGAAUACGCAAAGAGACAAUUGGGAGAUGCUACAACUGCCAACGGGGCAGGCAGCAGAUCCGUCUUCAUCAACAUCAUCUGCUGCACCCACGACUCCCCCUCCGCCUCCACCUCCUCCGCCGCCACCGCCGCCUACCACAACAUCAACAACAUCGUCCAGCUCACCGCUCCCUCCACCACCUCCUCCGACGACAACUUCGCGGACGACAUCAUCAGCUGUGAGAACAACUUCCUCGGCAGCUCCUCCUCCACCACCUCCACCACCGGCGUCAACAUCACCACCGCCUCCUCCGCCUGCGGCUCCGACAACCUCAGCUCAGCCUCAACCACGCAACCCCGAGCAUCAGCACCGCCGACUGCGCUUCCAGCUGUUACUACCAGUGCCGCACUGCAGCCGCAACCGGCCCAGGGAGGAGCUCAGAAUGGGCAGCCACCGCAGCAGAGACUCAUUGACCCAGCUGAGGGUGCAUUCAUUGGAGGUGUUCCGACGACUAACAUCGAUGUCCCCGUGACAUUCCUGUUUUUGCUGUUGUUCAGCGCUGGAGCGUACACGCACAUCAGAAUUUACAGAGCCAAUGCGAAGCGGGGUCACAAAUUCCUGCUCUCAGAUCUCAUGUUCGACUUCUGCAUGGUCCGAAACGUCACUUGCAUCAUGAGAAUCAUCUGGGCUUUCGAGAAGGCUCGCGUAGUGAUUCUCAUUGCUUUAAUUGUGCAAUUCGGAGGUGCUGUGGUCGUCAUGGUGGUCAACAUAUUCUUUGCCCAAAGAAUCAUCCGGUCAAUUCACCCCAAUUUUGGGUGGCACCCUUUCUUCAGAGUUGCGACUCUCUUCUUCAUUUUCUCGGUUCCGGCUGUUAUCUUCAACAACAGUACGGCACUGGGAGUCUCGUUUUAUCACAUUGAAGAUCAGGACCGCGUCGACACUGCGCUCAACGUGCUCAAAGCUGGAGUAUCUUGGAUCAUGUUGCUUGCAAUCCUACCUGUCGUUUCGGUUCUCUUUGCCGCCGUGAUUCCAGGACCCAAGCCCGAGAGGUUUGGUGUUGGGGACACUCAUCAGAAGAUUGCAGUUUUGCUGAUCGGUGCCAUUCUUCUCAUUGCGGGUCACGCUGUCCGUCUGACGUCAAUCCUGAACCCCGAGCCGCCCGAUUCGACGGAUAAACUCUUGAGCAAAGAGGUCUUCUACACCACAGGAUUCAUGUUGGAAAUCCUUGUCGUGGUUUUCUAUGCUGUCAUCCGAAUCGACUUACUCUUCCACGUUCCCAAUGGUUCAAGCCAGCCAGGCGAUUACUCAAGAAAGCCCAAGCCAGGAGAAGACGACUACGAGGCCGCCCUUCUCACCAAGGAGGAGAUUGAGGACGAACUUGCGGCAAUGGGUCAUCCAUAUGAGAUCGUGGACUCAUCGGGCCUGGGCAGAGAUGGAUCUGGACGCACCAUUGUUGCAUUCAGCACCCGCCGCAUGAAUGGCGAGAAGCCUGUUGUCUUGCCUCCUCGACCACAAGCAUACAGUCGUGUGCAAUCCAUCAGGGGAUCCGUUAGGUCCGUUCGUGGCUCGCUUAGGUCAGCCCGCGGCGGUAUCUCGCGAAUGAUGUCCGGUCGCAUGACUCCGGCUCCGUACCUGAAUCAGGUAGACGUCGCACAACCGGCAUUCAACGAAAACCCGUUCGGCAAUGAUCACCGGAGCCAGUACGGUGUGGCACAACCGCUGUUCAUCCAGUCCAGGUUCAGCAGAUACACGGAUCCCGACGACGAGAGGUCCGCCUUGCGCCCUGAAAGUCAAGCAACAUCUGGUGAAAUUCCCUUGACGUUUGAUAGAGACGGUCUCGGUUUUGAAGAAGGACGAUCGAGGGUGGCAAGGCGAUCUUCGAUACAAAAGUUUACAGCGAUGGAAAGGGAAGGUGGCCCUUUGAAAUAG